Molecule: messenger RNA, 1374 nt
Organism: Planococcus citri (citrus mealybug)
Lineage: Eukaryota; Metazoa; Arthropoda; Insecta; Hemiptera; Pseudococcidae
Product: pancreatic lipase-related protein 2-like
Exons: 7
Coding region: 345-1319 (324 amino acids)
Biological process (GO): lipid catabolic process
Molecular function (GO): lipase activity
Source: RefSeq, a predicted model, not a curated record
UCAAGCCCAGGUGAAUUUCUUUAAGCCAUUCUCUUUUUUAUUAAGAUGAUAUUAUGUAUUUUUGGUACGUGCGGUACGUACAGCUAUUUCCUUAUGAUAUUCGCACUUGGUAUCAAUGAACAAGUUAUCUCAGCGAGUAAACUAGAAAUUAACGAGUCGACUCGACUCGACAUCAGAUGUGGAAUACAAAUAACUGGUUCUGGAUUAAGGAAAAAAAUUGCAUCGUAGCAAAAAAGUUGAUUUUUUGAGUACCUACCUAUCGUUUCAAUUAAAUCUUUCGGCGUGAAUGAAAACGUUGUGCGUAAACGAUAUUUUUACUCGGCGUGGAUUUUUUCGUCAAAUUGAUGAUAUUUCAACUUAUUUUUAUCAUCGCGUCGGCAACGAUUAAAAAUGUAGCCGGAUGUGAAGGAGUACCAGAUCAUUGUCCGAAAGAUAGAGUUAAUUUUCGUUUAUACACAAACCACUACCAAUCAAACCAGUCAUAUCAUCCAUUUGAUUUAGAGGAUAAAAAUACAAUAUCGAAAGCCACUUUCGACCCAAAUGCGCCGGUAAAAUUCAUUUUACAUGGAUACACAGGAGGUGCUGGAAAUGAGCUCAUGCAAAAGCUCAUACAUGAAUAUCUCGAAUCACCCACACCGAUAAACGUAGUGAUGGUAAACUACGAUAAAAUCGCUAGAGAAGGCUGUUACCCUAGAUUAUUUUGGAAUGCUGGAGCCUUGGGAAAAUGUGGAGCAGAAAUGAUUCUUCAAAUUAUCAAAAAUAAAGGCGUUAGCAUUGAGAAAUUUCACAUUAUCGGAUUCAGCAUCGGUGCCCAUAUAGCGGCUGAAAUUUCUAAUCAUUUGAGAACAAAGUUUUUACGACUUGAAAGGAUAACUGGUUUAGAUCCAGCAUUUAUGUUCUUUUUUCCCCUUGUAAUUAGUAGUAAACACAAGCUCAAUAAGCAACAUGCCAAGUUUGUGGAUGUGAUCCAUACGAAUAUAUUCUGGUAUGGAAUUCCUUAUUCCAUGGCUCAUUAUGAUUUUUAUGCCAAUGGAGGAAGAAUACAGCCUGACUGUGAGAAAGAGAGAGAUACAUAUCGAUGUUAUCAUAAAAUGGCUGUCGAAUACUUCAUCAAUACAAUUAAUAACAAAGCAGAAUACAAAGCAACGAAAAUAGCAUGUCCUUUAUGGCGGUGGUUUCUGGGAUAUUGUCCAAAAAACAGUCCAAUUCAUGCGAACGUUGGAGAGCACGCAUUUAGACCAACCAAUCUGGAAGAGGGUGCUUAUUACUUUGAUACUCGCCGUGAUAUUAAAAGCUCAUAUCAAGAGAAUAAACAAUAGAUAAUUUAAUCAUACUAGUCAUGUGACAAAAAAAAAUAAAUACAUAUCAACCUUU